Molecule: messenger RNA, 279 nt
Organism: Rotaria sp. Silwood1
Lineage: Eukaryota; Metazoa; Rotifera; Eurotatoria; Philodinida; Philodinidae
Source: the annotation of a GenBank genome assembly
AUGGAUUUUGAAGGUUUAUUUAGUGGUGAUAUGGAUGAAUUACGUAAUAUGGAUACUGUAUCACAAGUAAAUCCAAUCGAGGAAGAUAAUAUUACCUAUGUCACAAAAACCGGACCAGUUUUAGCAGUAAACCGCGAAGAAUGUCAAAAUGAAUUAGAUGGUUUAAAUAAUGAAAACACUAAUCUUAAUGCUCAAUUAGCUCAAAUGAAUAAUCCAGCACUCCGAAAUCUUUUAUUAACAAGAAUUAAUUCAAUUCAAUUCAAUAUCAAACGUGCGUAA